CACAUUAGAGUUCGAACCUCUUCUCCCUUCGUUCGUCGGCCAGCGGAGGGACCGCGCUCUCGGAGGGAUCUCGGGACUAUUUUUCCCGGCGCCGACGGCGGGAGUCAGACGUCGCGCUUCCGUUUCCCGUCGACGACCGACGAGAAGAAUCCGAGCGGCAGAAGCCGAGGAAGCGGCGUCGAUUCGAACCGGACUUGCGACACUCGCGACUCGGAUAUGGAAGACAUUCGGGUGGACGCCGACCCGUUCGAGACCGGCCAAGUCGAUCUGAAGGACCUGUGGACGUCCGGCGGCUACGAGGCGAAUUUCGCCGAGAUGAACGUGGAUUCCGAAGCAGAUUGGUCGGAUAUUUUGGACAACAACCAACAAAUCGUGCUGAACGACAGGAUGAUGACGGACGCCGUCCAGUCGCCUCAUAUUCAGACGGAGCACAGCUACUCGCUGACUCUCAACGAGGAGAUGCCCCAAUCGCCCUUCGCCAUCCAGUCCAGGUUGGAAGAGUACGGAAAAGAUAUGGACACUGACUGUUUUCCCUCCGUCACCGACCAAUCGGACUUUCCGGACGAAGUGGUAAUUAAGAGAGAGCCUCCUUCACCUUCUUCUCCCACUCCUCCUCCUCCUCUUCCUCCCGAAACAAAACCCGUACCAGCAGCUUCCUCAUCUUCAGAUUCGCCGUCCGUAGCCGCCGUCCAUCCCAACAGUCUACUAAAGCAGCCUACUAUUGUUUUGGCUGGCCGACCCGGAUCGGGAUCGACUCACAAGCCUAAGGAACCUUGUAUGACAGUACCGAAAGUCAGCAUCAAGUUGGAACCUUUGGUCGCUGCCACCACAUUUGCCUUACCUCCCACGCCACCGUCCAGUAAUGGAAGUGAUUCCGAUGGUAGUCUCUCCCCCGUUCAUGCUGGUAGCCAUCCACCUUCACCUUCAGCUCCCCCGCCUAACGGAUCAACGUCCAACAGGCGGAAUCAGUUGCAUCCUAAAUUUGUGGUCUCUCUGGCUUCUUCGCGAUCUCCAGGUAGGGUGGAGUCUGGUCUCAUCAGCAGUCAGCCGAAGGGUGCCACAGGUGUGUUAGUUCUGACAGAUGAAGAGAAGAGAACACUUCUUGCAGAAGGCUAUCCUAUUCCUCAGCAUCUGCCUCUAACUAAAGCGGAAGAGAGGUCGUUGAAGAAAGUUCGGAGAAAAAUCAAAAAUAAGAUUUCAGCACAAGAAAGCAGGAGGAAGAAAAAAGAAUACAUGGAUGCAUUAGAAAGAAAAGUUGAAACAUUAUCCAGGGAAAAUGGUGAAUUUAAAAAGAGAAUUGAAGUUUUAGAGGGCAAUAAUAAGUCACUUCUCUGUCAGUUAAAAAAUUUACAGACGUUGAUUGGAGAAUCUUCACAAAAAACUUGCAAGAGUACACCAAUUCAAUUAUCAAAUCAGUCACUUGAAAUACAAAAUCAAAUAAAGGAGGAAAGAGACAUCUCUUCCUGUUCAGAUUUACGAGAAGUCACAAAAAGUAAGUAG
Molecule: messenger RNA, 1500 nt
Organism: Centruroides sculpturatus (bark scorpion)
Lineage: Eukaryota; Metazoa; Arthropoda; Arachnida; Scorpiones; Buthidae
Product: cyclic AMP-responsive element-binding protein 3-like protein 2
Exons: 9
Coding region: 217-1500 (427 amino acids)
Biological process (GO): regulation of transcription by RNA polymerase II
Molecular function (GO): DNA-binding transcription factor activity, RNA polymerase II-specific; cAMP response element binding
Source: RefSeq, a predicted model, not a curated record